Gongylonema pulchrum is the source of this 453-nucleotide messenger RNA. NCBI's taxonomy places the organism in Eukaryota, Metazoa, Nematoda, Chromadorea, Rhabditida, Gongylonematidae. The record is from the annotation of a GenBank genome assembly.
AUGCCAUUUUACAGGGUAUAUGAUGCAAUCACUCCAACAAUCAGCCUGAGCGGCCCAACAAAUUUCGCUCCACUGAUUUAUCAGGCCAUCGAGAUUUGCGAACGAGUCCAGGAUUAUCAUAUAUUGGUAAUCGUAGCCGACGGGCAAGUGACGAACGAAAAAGCAACACGCAAGGCAAUUGUACAAGCUUGUCAGCAUCCACUUUCCAUCAUUGUUGUUGGUGUUGGCGACGGUCCCUGGGACAUGAUGAGGGUAUUUGAUGAAUCAUUGCCGAAAAGACCCUGGGACAAUUUCCAUUUUGUGGAGUUCCAUGAGCUGCUGCGAAAGGCCGACAGUACUGAUGCAGGAGAAUUGUCGUUUGCAGUACAAUCGCUGCUGGAGGUGCCCGAUCAGUACAACGUUAUUCGUCAGUUGGGAUUACUUCGUUCCGCACCGCCCAUAUCGAAUCCGUAG